AAGAAAUAUUUAGUAGAUGAAGAGAUAGCCCUAGAAAAAACUAGGUGAGCUGAAUCAAUUAUUUUAUGACGCAAACGAAGUUUUCUCUCUGUGUGUGAUUAUUUUUAGUGUCAUUUUUGUAGAGAUGGAAAACAUCACCUUAGUCUGGCCCGCAUACAAAAGAACCUUGGUCCCUAAAUUGCAGGCGCUAGGUCAACCAGUGUUCUCAGAAGAUACUGCAGAGUUCACCCUAGGAGCAGAAGCAAGGAAUGAGGGAAGGGGCAGAUUUCAGAAUUGCGUAGUUGCUAGGGGGAGGGGAGUGAGGAUGACAGCGAGGCUCUACAAUUUUGAGCACAACCAGCUCAGUGCCUGCGUUUGUUUUUCGUUUUUUCUGGUCUUCCGAACAUUUAGUACUUUUUCUAUUGGAUAAAACGUUACAAGAGAGAGAAAGCUUCUACCCCUCGCAGCCAAUCGCCUGGCAGGUUUCUUAUCGUUGGGGGGAGUGGCCAACUCUAUGAUUGGCGGAUGCGAGGGGAGCCAAUCGGAGAGUGAUGACGUGUAGUGUUGGCAAGCAGAUUGCUUGAGAGCAGGUAGGGAUCCAAGGAGCGCGAGUCAGGCCGCCGCGGCCAGCAGCCAAUGAUGAAGCAGAGCAAGGCUCUUGCCUUGAAGAGUGGGCGGGGCUUUGGCAAUUGGCGCGGAGGGAGUAGGGUAGGCGCUGUGGUAGGGGACGAGUGAGGCAGUGAGCUGAGCUAGUCCUGUGAGGUUAGACAGCUGCACUUCAGGUGUGACUGGUAGCAGCUGCUGGACUGAAAGAGAAAGAGCAAGUGCAAUCGCCUGAGCUUUGUGAGCGCAGUCAGCAUGUAUCGCCCAGAUGAGGGUCCUCCUGCCAAGACCCGCCGCCUGAGCAGUUCGGAGCUCCCUCAGCGCGGCCAGCCGCCGCUGCUGCCGCUGCCGCUGCCGCCGCCACUACCGACACCACCACCACCACCACCACCGCUCCUUCGAUUGCCCCUGCCUCCACCCCAGCAGCGACCAAGGCUCCGAGAGGAAACCGAGGCAGCACAGGUGCUGGCUGACAUGAGGGGGGUGGGACUGGGCCCGGCGCUGCCCCCACCUCCGCCCUAUGUCAUUCUUGAGGAAGGGGGGAUCCGCGCAUACUUUACCCUGGGUGCUGGGGGGCCUGGCUGGGAUCCUGCGAUGGAGUCAGGGUACGGGGAGGUACCCCAUUCCACAGGGAGCCUGGAAACAUUCCCCUUGUCUGAGGCCUCUGGGGGAAGCCUGGAAAUUGACGUUGAGGUUGCAGAGGCCAGCAGCUCUGCUGAAGAAAAGGCCCUAGAAACCUGUAGCUCAGGGAUGUGGGAGCCCCAGAUGUUAGUCGGUCCAAAGAGGAAUGAACAGGCUAUCAUAAUAGUGGAAGAUGAGGAUGAGGAUGAAAAGGAAAGUGUGAGGAGGAGGAGGAGACGGAGAAAGAGGAAGCAGAGGAAAGUGAAGAAGGAAAGCAAAGACAGGAGUACUGAAAGGAUGGAAAGCAUCCUGCAGGCACUGGAGAGCAUUCAGAUGAACCUGGAAGCUGUAAACAUAAAGGCAGGCAAGGCCUUCCUGCGUCUGAAACGCAAGUUCAUCCAGAUGCGAAGACCUUUCCUGGAGCGCAGAGACCUCAUCAUCCAGCAUAUCCCAGGCUUCUGGGUCAAAGCAUUUCUCAACCACCCCAGAAUUUCAAUCUUGAUCAAUCAACGCGAUGAAGACAUUUUUCGCUACUUGACCAAUCUUCAGGUACAGGAUCUCAGACAUAUCUCCAUGGGCUACAAAAUGAAGCUAUACUUCCAGACAAACCCCUACUUUACAAACAUGGUGAUUGUCAAGGAGUUCCAACGCAACCGCUCAGGCCGGCUAGUGUCUCACUCCACUCCAAUCCGCUGGCACCGGGGCCAGGAACCCCAGGCCCACAAUCACAGAAACCAGGACACCAACCACAGCUUCUUUAGCUGGUUCUCAAACCACAGCCUCCCAGAGGCUGACAGGAUUGCUGAGAUUAUCAAGAAUGACUUGUGGGUUAACCCUCUACGCUACUACAUGAGAGAAGGGGGCAUCAGGGAAACAAGGAAGAAGCAAGAAGAAAAAGAAAGUAAAGCCAAGGAUGCAUAUGAGAUGGUGAUCAUGGAAGAUAUUUAUGACCAUUAUGCCAUGGAAGACAUUCUCAGUGAGAUCUCAGAUGCUGAUGAGACUACUGACAAUGAGAUCAUUCAUGACAUCAAGAUCUUUGACUUCAUGGAGACUACUGACUACUUCGAGACCACUGACAAUGACGUCAAUGAGAGCCUGGGUGAGAGCCUGGGUGACAGUGAGAGCCCUGACCACAAUCAGAGCCCCAGCAUUGAGAUCACUGACAACAAUGAGAGUGCUGAUGACAACGAGAACCCUGAUGACAACAGUGAGAACCUAGAAGACAGUAAUAAGAAUACCUAUGACAAUGAGUAUCCCAACAAUGAGAAUCCUAAUGGUGACAACAAUAGCCUGGAAAAUGGCAACCUGGGCAGCAGUGGUAAUAACGAAAACAGCAGUGACAGUGACAGUGGGGAUGAGGGCAGUGAUGAUGAAGAUAAUGAUGGCAGUGAUGGUGACAAUGAGAGCAGUGAUGAUGAUGGCAAUGAGGGGGACAAUGAGGGAAGUGAUGAUGAUGAUAGAGACAUUGAAUACUACAAGAAUGACAUUGUAGUGUUUGACAAGGAUCAAGAUAACAGCACCAUCCAGGAAAACUAUGAGGAUGAGGUAGAGAUCAUCUCUGAAGAAUCCACAGAGGAAGCGGAAGAGGGCAGUGAGGAAGGUGAGGACAGCUACCAGGAGGAAGGAAGCAAAGUAGACUCAGAAGACACUGACAUGGAGCAGGUGCUUCAGGUUCCAAAUGCUUGGUCUAACCUGGGGAAGAGGGCGAAAACCAGAUAAACAGCUUACUCUCUCGGGGCAUCUCUCUGUUUCGCUCUUUCCCAGUGCCCCGUUUGCUCUCCCCCUCAGUUAGGGCUCCCAUGUUGCAUUUCUGACCUCAUACAUGGGUUUAAAGUUUAUUUUUAUGUAAUCUCAGUAAUUUCAGAGUUCUUAUUUGUGGGGGUAGCGAUCCCCGCUUUUUUGGUCCUCCUCCCUCACGGGCUUCUGUGUGCUGCUACUUAUUGUGAUGCCUUGGUCAGGGCUCCUCUAGCCCUCUUCUCUUUGGUGUCGGCCCCAGCCCUUUUUCCCAUGCUAUGGAGUAGACACCCUGAUUCCAAAGUAGGGAGGGCUGCUAUGGCCUUCAUCGAAGCGUCACAGUGGCCUUGAAGGCUCUGCCUCCAUCUUGUUCGCCCAAUUUUUUCUCUUCUUCCAUCCAUCUCUUUUACCCACUGUGCCUGCUAACUUGCCAGGCCUUGGUAUCUAUGCAAGGCCACUUAGCCUUUGCUGGAUUCCUGCCCUUCCUCCCACCGCUGCAGCAGAAGUUACGCUUCUCCCUGUGAAUAUUGAUGAUCCUAAUAAAAACCUGAGCAAAUUCAAA
Messenger RNA from Cavia porcellus (domestic guinea pig), 3499 nucleotides. It is a transcript of the gene Tspyl2, whose product is annotated as TSPY like 2. Bases 838 to 2922 code for a protein of 694 amino acids. Gene Ontology annotation, cellular component: chromatin; nucleus. Gene Ontology annotation, biological process: nucleosome assembly. Gene Ontology annotation, molecular function: histone binding; chromatin binding. The transcript is spliced from 7 exons. The record is from RefSeq and is a predicted model, not a curated record. Lineage: Eukaryota; Metazoa; Chordata; Mammalia; Rodentia; Caviidae.